UCACCUGACCAAAAUUUCUUGUUUUCCUUCACGUUUAAAAAUGGAAACCCAAAGCUCUAUUUCCUCCCCUUCUUGUUCCGACAUGAUUUUCAACUUUCUAAGUCCCAAAAAUUUCUUCGAUUUCUUUUUGAACCCUAGUUGAUUAUAUUUGAUCAUAGCAUUAUCUUGUACGAUUAGUUAAGCCAAUUUUUCGUUUAAAUGAAAUUAGAGAAAUAUUUUUUACCUUUUCCCUAUUUUAUAUAUUUCUAAAAUAUUAGUAUUAAUUUUUACGUUAUCUUAUAUGAAAUGAAAUGAAUUUUUCAUUGCCCUAGGUCGGACCGAAAAUCUUGUUCUUGCCGCCUAGCGUCUAGAUUAUCAGACUUUUCAACGCCUUUCCAAAUUCACGGAGAACGCGGUUUUGAACCCAAUUCAUCUUCCCCAAAAUUUUCUCUUCAUAAAAACCCCUUCACCACAAUCGAACCCCUUCACCGUCAAAGAUGGCAUCAAUCUACAGUUGUAAAGAGUGCAAUACAAACUUCAAUCUCCAUACCAACUAUCUUUUCCCACCGGAUUUUUACUUCGAAGCCGGCAAUAAAGGUACUCUAUCUUUCUCCGCUGUUGAUUCAUCCAAAUUCAAGUUCGAGAAAGAAGAUAAAAUUAGACCCUUUUUCGAAACCCUUGAUUAUUGGGGAAUUCAGAGGAAAAGGACUAAGAUGAUGUGUAUGAAUUGUGGGAAGGUUGUGGGCUAUGUGUAUGAUGACGGGCCACCCAUGACUGAUAGUCCGGGUCAGUUUCAUUUUGGUCCUAGUCAGGUUAUUCCUAGAGCUGCAAGGUAUAGGAUAAAAAAUAAAGCUUUGAAGAUUACUUCUGAGACUUGAAUGUGAUUUGAUUUUUGAUUUUCUUUUUUUUUUUAGAUGUUGAGGUUUGUGUAUGGAUUUAAGAGAUGUUUGAUGUUUGUGUAUAUGAGAUUUUGAUUUUUACAUUUUGUUGGUUUUGUGAGUUGUUGUUUCAUAUUUUGUGUAAAUAUUUAUACUGGAUCAAUAAAGACUCACCUUUUAUGACUUUUCUUUA
This is a messenger RNA of Solanum pennellii, 1050 nucleotides long. RefSeq lists its product as uncharacterized. The record is from RefSeq and is a predicted model, not a curated record. NCBI's taxonomy places the organism in Eukaryota, Viridiplantae, Streptophyta, Magnoliopsida, Solanales, Solanaceae. Bases 477 to 857 code for a protein of 126 amino acids. The transcript has a single exon.